GGUUUGUAUGGGAUUAAUAGAGAGUGGGGAGGCUCUCCGUAGACGGGCUCUGGUUCUCCCCUUAUUAGACAUUCUCUGAACUGUCUCUAAAAUAGCUGUUCCCACAUUCCGACUUCAAAGAACGCGUGCAGUUGGAAGCUUUAUAAUAUCUAUGGUCGGAAGAAUGACGCAAUCACCAUAGACUGGGAACGCACCUAACAAAAAACUCGCAUACUAGCACUAGCUACUAGUUAGCUAGUCAGUAGAUAGUUCCACAAAUUAUGUAGCUACCCGAUUCAGGCUAUGAUACUGCAUUUGUGAGGUUAUGUAUGGUCUACAUUCGCGAUAAGGUCAGUGCCAGAUAAAGCGGACAUCACAAAACCACCUGCAAGUUUGUGAAAUUAUACGUCACACAUUCAUCCCUGGCCAUUAUGGUGGACAACCGUUACGCUACGGCUCUUGUGAUUGGGUCGGUGCUUAGUCUGCUGGCCUGUGUAUACCUGUCGGUAGCGGUUGGCACGCAGCAUUGGUGUCAGUACCAUAGCCCCCCAAUCAGUCAUGAUAGCAGCAAUGCCUCUGAGCUGCGGACCUUAAGGGAGGACUUUCUUGGAGAGGAGAUGGACGAGAAGACGUACAGCGACCCGCUAUUUCGCCUCAAUGGAACGCUUGGUCUCUGGUGGCGCUGUGUUCUCGUGCCUGUCGAUUCUCAUUGGUACAAAGAACCAGAACCCAAAAUGGUGACGCAGUGUGUGAGUUUUACUCUGCCACAACAGUUUGAGGCCAAGUACAGAGAGCCUGGGAACCAUAACACUGGAGAGGACCUCAUCCGCACCUAUCUGUGGAGGUGCCAGUUCUUGUUGCCUCUGGUGUCCUUAGGGCUGGUGUUCUUAAGUGGCCUCAUUGGAGUCUGCGCUUGCCUUUGUCGCAGCCUUACCCCAACAUCAGUUGUUGGAGUGCUACAUCUUUUGGCUGGUUUGUGCUCCCUAGCAACAGUGUGCUGUUUCCUGGCGGGUAUGGACCUGCUGCACCGCGUCUCACCGCUGCCAGAGGUCGUGGACCGCUCUCUAGGCUGGUCGCUCUACCUGGCACUCAUCUCCUCGCCACUCCAGAUGAUGGCUGCUGCCCUCUUCCUGUGGGCCGCCUGCAGCCACCGAAAGAGUUACACCCGCAUGACUGCUUACCGGGUAGCCUAAGCAGCGGCAGCAUCAGCAAACCUGCCCAGACCAUGGCCCUUAAUAGGAGUGGAUUUGUCAGCUGUCUUUUUCUAGAAGAGCUUCUCUCCACAACUAGUCACUCUGGGGUUACUGAAGAUGUGAACAGCUGUAAGCUUCCACAGAAUUACUCUUCUAGUCCUUUUUAACUUCCUGAAACCCUGCUUUUAAUCUUUCAUCCCUUAUUCUGUCCAGCUGUUCUUUCACUUAGUCAAUCAAAUAGGUAAUUUAUGAAUCGUAGUCUGGGGUUAAAUUUGAGAUCAGUUAUCUUAUGAAUAAAAUUUAAGAUACAAAAAUAGGGAAAUAUUUGCAGGGAUACAUUUAGUUCUUGGGUUUGUGAAUGUGCUACAGGGUGAUUGAUGGCUCUCAGGAAUAUGACUAAAAUGUAGCCAGAGAACUCUGCACAUCUGUGCUUUUUGUUCAGCAGUAAAUCCCUUGAGCAGUUUUAAGUUUUACUGGUGCAAGGGAACAUCAUGGAAAGCAUCCAAGCAAGAGUACACCUCCAUAGCAGCAGCAGACCGCUACCAUGAGGGUAUUUAUCCCAUAAAAUUCAGCUCUAUCAUUUUUAACACCAAGAUGGAUGGAAUGGCUAGACCGAUUAAUACAUACACUCUUAAAAUUAAUGCUUUGUCCCCAUCUGGACACAACGCUAGUUGUGUUAUUUUCAAC
Alosa sapidissima (American shad) is the source of this 1859-nucleotide messenger RNA. RefSeq names its product claudin domain containing 1b (gene cldnd1b). The record is from RefSeq and is a predicted model, not a curated record. Bases 411 to 1172 code for a protein of 253 amino acids. Gene Ontology annotation, cellular component: membrane. The transcript has 5 exons. NCBI's taxonomy places the organism in Eukaryota, Metazoa, Chordata, Actinopteri, Clupeiformes, Clupeidae.